Messenger RNA from Anopheles bellator, 1170 nucleotides. RefSeq names its product trypsin-like. The transcript has 3 exons. Gene Ontology annotation, molecular function: serine-type endopeptidase activity. The record is from RefSeq and is a predicted model, not a curated record. NCBI's taxonomy places the organism in Eukaryota, Metazoa, Arthropoda, Insecta, Diptera, Culicidae. Gene Ontology annotation, biological process: proteolysis. The coding region runs from base 1 to 1170 and encodes 389 amino acids.
AUGGCUCCAAUUGGGCUCAAGAAGCGCAGCCGCAUCGUUCAGUUCGUUUUCGAAAUGUUGCUUCUGCUGCCAUCGGAAACCCAUCGCCGGACCGACUUUGUCAAUGGACCGACGGCUACGGUAACAGAUCUGCCCGUAUCGAUGAACGAGUGGCAGAACGGUGGAACCAUGGUGGUUGCCAUGGGAACAUCAUUGAAGCCCGAAGAAAACCGAUCUCAAGGCGAUCUGUGGCAGCGGAACACGACAAAUGAAACGUCGUCGUCGGCAAUGAGUGAAGAGUACCGAAAUCAGAGGUGUGACGAAACGACUAGCGCGCGGAUCGUUGGUGGCCAGAAUGCGCGGUUCGGAGACGCCCCGUUCGUGGUGUCGCUGCGGAACCUGCCGCACGAGCGGCGCUACGGUUUCGGAUCGGGUCUGUUCUGCGGUGGAUCACUGAUUAACACCCGCCUGGUGCUGACCGCAGCCCAUUGCCUGGCCACGAGGAAACCCGCCGAUGUGGGCGUUGUGGCCGGGGUGCUGAACCGCUACGAUCGAUCGGGGCAGCGGAUGCAGUUCCGGCAGGUGUACAGCGUGCUGCUGCACCCGGACUGGAAUCCGAAAACCUUUCAGGCCGAUAUUGGUUUGGUGGCCGUUCGAAGUUCGUUCGUGUUUGCGGUGGCGGUCGUGAAAAAUGUCCGUGCCAUUGGACUGCCCUCGAGCGAGCCACAAGAAGGCCAGCGCUGCACCAUCUAUGGCUGGGGCCGAACGGAAGACGCCAAUAAGCGCUCUGGGGCGGUCUGCUUGCAGAAGGCGGAUGUGACCGUGCUGGACCUGGACCGCUGUAACCGGUCCGUUAGCCCGCUCAUAACCGUCCCGGAUGGCGCACUUUGUGCCGGCAGUUUCGAUGGGCUCGUCGACUCCUGCCAAGGCGACUCGGGUGGGCCCCUGGUGUGCAAUAUGGCGGUCACCGGCAUCGUCAGCUUCGGGUGGCACUGCGGGCUACGCCAUUUUCCCGGCGUGUACACCGACGUGUUCCGGUACCGCCAGUGGGUCGAGGAGUCCACCGACACGGACCCGAAAACAUGGUUCGCGGCCGCCACAAGGCUCCAGGCGUACAGUUGGCUGGCCACCGGUGCUGCAUUAAUCAUCUGUUUCGCCCACUCGGCGACGUUCCGUGCCAAUCAUCUUUAG